UGAAGACCACUGUUUUUCAUCUCCUUCUCGUUCUGUCGUCCUUCACCACUCCCACGUGUUUGACUUUCACUCACUCCCUCACCAAGUUUCCUUUCCUUCUUAACUUUUCUCCUCCCUCCCUUCCCUUCCCUUCCCUUCCUCUCUUACCCUCCACACCAUCAUUCACCUUCUCCGUUCCCCUCCUCCUGCAGACUUGGUGCAAGGCGUCAGUGUGCUGCCAGUGUAGGAGCUGGAAAGACACUCCCAGGCUCGAGGAUUGUCUUCAGCAAAACAAAACUUUGGCUGCAACUUUUCUUUAGCUUUUUCUUUCAAACUGUGGCCGUAAAAACUUUUUCUGUUUUGAUUGCUGGAUAUUUCUGCAGGGAAAGUCAACCUUUUUGUCCCACCGGAAAUCUGCAAUGCUGCCACUGUACCUCCUGAUGUUGGCUGUCAGGAUCCAGGCGCUUCCAGGCUCCUGUAACUUUGAGAGCAACACCUGCGACUACACGUCAGAUCCGGACUUCAGCAGCUGGACCUUGCACAUAGAUGGUCACUUUGUGGCGGUCGACUCACUUGGAACUGAUGAUCAAACGGCUGAAAAAGAACCAGAUGAUGACCCCCAGAAGGAGAUCAGGGGUGUUCUGUUGAGUUCAGUUCUGGACCAGAGUGACUGGAGCUGUCUCAGGUUGGUCUACCAGAUUACAGGGUCAGGGACUCUGGAGGUGCUGCAGCGUAUGGAAGGAAAGAGCCUGGACAGACCCCUGUGGAGCAGCCAGACGGCCUCAGACAGCUGGGUCAUCUCCAGCAUGGACCUGAGGAACAACACUGAACCUUACAGGGUUGUGAUGGAGGGAAAACCUGGACGCAGCACUGGGAGCAGUGUGUCCAUCUUUGAAAUCCACAUCAGUCCGGGAUACUGUCUGGAGUGUAACUUCGAGGAGUCUCACCUGUGCGGGUACAGUAAUCAAUGGAACGCCAAUGUCAACUGGUAUGUAGGAGGCGGAGGUCUGCAGCUCCUGUCCAACAGCAUGACCAACGACCACACCUUCAACAACAAAACAGGUCACUUUAUGUACGUGGACUCCGUCUACUCCAAGACUUUUCAGGAGGUGGCCAAACUGUCGUCAUCCAUGACGACAGGGCCGCUGUCGGGCUGCCUGAGUUUUCAGUACCAACGGAGUGAGGAGAGAGGGAACAUGUUCUCCGUUUACACAAGGGAUCGUCUGGGUCAGUACCACGAACUAUGGAAGGCUGGACCUGAGAACCGCAGUGAAUGGAGCGACACACUCAGAGAAUGGAUUCCUGCCCAGGUGGACCUGAAGGCACCUUACUCUGUACAGCUUGUCUUUGAGGUGGCCUUCAACAGUCCAAGAGGUGGACGAGUCGCACUUGAUGAUAUUUCCUUUUCGCCUGAGUUUUGCAGCAGAGACACGGAGCCGACGUUUGAUCCUUCCAUUGCCAGCUGCGAUUUUGAGUCGGGUUUCUGUCGUUAUACCCAGGACCAGGGCGUGGGGUCAUUAUGGAAGAGAGUGUCAGUGAAGCCCAAUCUUUUUUGGGGUGGAGAUCAUACCACCGGAGCAGGAUCUUUUGUUCUGGCCCACUCCAGACUGAGCCCACGCUCAGGCUACGUCAGUCGGCUCAUUGGUCCGACCCUGCCAGGAAACAUGAAGUUCUGCCUCAGUUUCGUCUUCUCACUCAGGGGUUUUAACCAGACAGACCAGGCUCUGACGGUGUAUCUGCAGCACCACAGUGGCAGCGGUCAGCAGAAGAUCUGGACUCAGGCAGAGAAGUCCAGAGGAAUCUGGAUAGCUUCCGACGUCACCUUUCAAACAUCACAGCCCGCCAAGCUGGUUUUCGUCAGCACCUGCAAGAGUUUCUGGGACUGUGGCUCUGUGGCUCUGGAUGACAUCGACGUUAACCUCGGAGACUGUGCGCAGAUGUCCGCAGGCGGGUCUUCGCCACCUCUACCAGGACACUGUGACUUUGAAUCAGGUCUCUGUGGUUACACUCAGGACAAACAGACAGACACCACAGACUGGCAGUGGAGAAGAGGUCCAACCCCAACCUCUUAUACUGGUCCCAGAGGAGACCACACAUCAGGCCUGGGAUAUUACCUUCACAUGGAGGCCUCUCCUAUGCUGCCUGGCCAGAACGUCCGCCUGUUGUCCCGGACCCUCAGGGGCUCCAGGGGGCCCCAGUGCCUGACCUUCUUCUAUCACAUGUACGGCUCUGGGUGCGGUCAGCUCAGCGUCCAUUUGGACAAAGGUGGAGAAGAAACGCUGCUGUGGAGACGCAGCGGAGAGCAGAGCAUCACCUGGCUGAGGGCACGAGUGGAAUAUCAGUCUGACAGACAGCAUCAGCUUGUGUUUGAAGCAACCAGAGGCUCAUCGGUGAGGAGCGACAUAGCCAUUGAUGACAUUGUCUUGGAAGGUGGUCCCUGUCCUGAAACAGAGCUCCAGGCCACCGCAGGACCCUCCAAUGAGAUUGAGUAGAAGCAGAAUCAGCUGCUAAAAUGCAUGAACUCUUUUUUUUAUGAUUCCAAAUGUCAACGGUUACCUGCUAAAUGUCAUCUCCAGACAACAUCUGCAUGUAUGUGUUGGUGGAAAUUGUACUGACAACUCAAAUUCUUCUCCGAUAUUGGUCUGGUCCAUUGCCAAAUUUCACAACCUUUAUCAUAAUAUUGUUUAGUGAUAUCCACUACUUUACAAAUAUCAACAUUAUUUUAUCACCAACCACACAUUCUCACAUGGAUCUUCCCAUCAAACAAAAAUGGUCAACUGACCCACAUGAAGUAGUAAAGUACAGCUCAUUGGCCCACUUCUGCCUUCCACCAUAAGCAAUAAUAGCUAGCCCAGGCAUUGGCAAACUUUUUGACCACAGUGGGUCCUCAAAUUUGACGGGGGAUCGGGUCAGGAACAGAUAGAUGGAGCGUUCGUACGAACUAAAGCAAACGACACGUAAAAGUCCGUCAGUCAAGGCUAAAAUGCUAAAAUGCUUUUAGCCUUGUCUAUGCCAUCUAUUGGGGAAAUGCAGGCAUUGCAGGGGAAAGGCAGAAGUUUGUUGGGCCGGAUUAAAAAGCCAAACGGGCCGCAUCCA
Cynoglossus semilaevis (tongue sole) is the source of this 3075-nucleotide messenger RNA. Its product is annotated as MAM domain-containing protein 2-like. NCBI's taxonomy places the organism in Eukaryota, Metazoa, Chordata, Actinopteri, Pleuronectiformes, Cynoglossidae. The coding region runs from base 399 to 2471 and encodes 690 amino acids. The transcript has 15 exons. The record is from RefSeq and is a predicted model, not a curated record. Gene Ontology annotation, cellular component: membrane.